UUAAGUUCGUUUUUUUUCCUGUGCUGACCUGUAGGCGGAUAAACAACCCUAAGAGUACCAACGUCAUUAUAAUUCUGUAUUUAUUCGCUAGCUUUGGAUUGAACGGGAACCCUCUGCAAAAUUGCUCGAUUAAAGCACAGACUGUUCCUUCUAAUAAGCGCACAGAGCAGACCGAACGAAAACAGGAAGUGUAAAUCGUGUAUUGUUUCCAGGUAGCCAUCUACUUUCAGCAAGUAAGUCAGAUAUCAACUUGAUUUUCAAGAUAUUUUGGCACAAUGGGACUGUUCGGUCGAACACCGGAGAAACCGCCAAAAGAGCUGAUAACUGAGUGGACCCAGAAAAUCAGGAAGGAAUCAAGAGCAAUCGACAGGCAAAUUAGAGAUAUACAAAGGGAACAGGAAAAAGUGAAGAAAUCCAUCAAAGAUGCUGCCAAAAAGGGCCAGAGGGAUGUUUGUGUGAUUCUCGCAAAGGAGAUGGUUCAGUCAAAACGAGCAGUCACAAAGCUCUACUCCUCCAAAGCCCACCUCAACUCGGUGACACUCAGCAUGAAGAAUCAGCUUUCUUUACUCCGUGUGGCCGGUUCCAUGCAGAAGAGCACAGAGGUGAUGAAAGCCAUGCAGAAUCUGAUCAAGGUCCCGGAGAUACAGGCCACCAUGCGAGAGCUAUCAAAGGAGAUGAUGAAGGCCGGGAUCAUUGAAGAAAUGCUAGAGGACACGUUUGAGAGCAUGGAAGAUGGAGAGGACAUGGAAGAGGCGGUUGAGGAGGAAGUUGACAAGAUUCUCUUUGAGAUCACAGCAGGUGCCCUCGGCAAAGCGCCCAGCAAAGUCACAGACGCCCUGCCCGAGAUGCCAUCGGGAGCCACCGCGGCCUCAGAUGAUGAGUCCGAGGAAGACAUUGAAGAAAUGCAGUCCAGACUGGCCGCUCUUCGGAGCUAAGUUGGUGUUUGUUUGAGGCAAUACAGGUUGAGCUGUCGAAGUACUGAACUCCUGUCCACGACUUGCUCUAACUUCGCUUGCGCGCAAUCAUCUGGGGUUGUAUUUGGGCUCGGGGUCAUUCAUGUCACUUUUAAUGUGGUCUUUUUUUUUCUUUUUUUAAAUCAGUGGUAAUCUUGGUAUGUUUACUAUCCAAAGUCAAAGAGAAAGUUUGAGAAAGUGUAAAUAUUGUAAGUAUGAAAAGCCUACUGUGCCUAUAGUGCUUCAUCUUACUCCUCUUGUGUCUUAUGUUAUGGAAACCACGGUAUUUAAGACUAUUUGUUUUCAACUCCCCAUUGACAAACUGGUCACUAAAAUAUUCGCAUCACUAACAAGUCCUUGUUAACUAAAACACUACAGUUGUUGUGUGCAUUUCUUUUGAAAAAGACUUCUGUACAGUUGGUGUGUCUUCUGUACAAUAUGAAUUAUGCUUACAUCAUCAAAAUGCACGCAUACUCCCCCCAACUAAUUUGUUGAGUGUUAACACUCCACCUGUCCAAAUUUUGUGUCAUGAAUGAGUAAGAAACUAAGUGCAAAGGCACAGCAAUGAGUGGCUGGUUAGUUGUGAGAAUCUGUAUUGUGGAAGUGCAAUUGGUGUAUAUUUUUUCUAUAUACAUAGGGUGAAAUGAUAAAAAAAUAAAAUUUUAAGGACACCAGGA
Hippocampus zosterae (dwarf seahorse) is the source of this 1630-nucleotide messenger RNA. RefSeq names its product charged multivesicular body protein 3 (gene chmp3). NCBI's taxonomy places the organism in Eukaryota, Metazoa, Chordata, Actinopteri, Syngnathiformes, Syngnathidae. Gene Ontology annotation, cellular component: ESCRT III complex; multivesicular body. The record is from RefSeq and is a predicted model, not a curated record. The coding region runs from base 276 to 935 and encodes 219 amino acids. Gene Ontology annotation, biological process: protein transport; endosome transport via multivesicular body sorting pathway; late endosome to vacuole transport. The transcript is spliced from 6 exons.